Molecule: messenger RNA, 1791 nt
Organism: Talaromyces proteolyticus
Lineage: Eukaryota; Fungi; Ascomycota; Eurotiomycetes; Eurotiales; Trichocomaceae
Product: Dynamitin-domain-containing protein
Exons: 3
Coding region: 197-1654 (485 amino acids)
Biological process (GO): mitotic spindle organization
Cellular component (GO): cytoplasm; dynactin complex
Source: RefSeq, a predicted model, not a curated record
UGAAGAUAUAAUAAUACUAAAUUAUUUCUACUUCAUUUUUAUCAACUUGUUGGGCAAUAGUAACUUGACACUAUUACAUAUGCAACUAGUAUUGGCUGGCUGCCGUCCAAGGCUAAACGGGAAGCGUAAUUUGCCUCCGUCAACAAAGUCAAGGUCCGACUACAGCUCGGCAUCGCCUGACGAUUGAGAGGGAAAGAUGUCUCUGAAUAAGAAAUAUGCCAAUCUCCCUGACUUAGAUCUCGCGCCUGAUGUUUACGAAACACCAGACCUGACCGAUGGAGCAUCAACAGUCCCAACUACAACGAUCCGCACAAACUCUGACUCCGACUCCGAAUCUAACCCAGACAUCGACCGCAAUGGACUAAACACAGACGAAGCACGAUUACAUUUUUUGCGCGCCAGCGGUGUCAAUGCACGCGAUGUUGAUUUCUCUGACACAAUUUCCACAAAAAGAAAAGCAUACAAGAAUCGCACUUCGCGACGACGCCGACGACAACACGAGGACGGUACCGAGGACUUUGGCGACUCUGGAGAUAGCGAUGAAGAAGAAUCAUUCGAACGAAAGCUGGCGCGACUGCGAAGAGAAACUGAGGAGUUGAAAGCUGAGAUAGAGGAGAAGAAGCAGGAAGGGCGAGAGAUAGAAAAUAACAACAAUACAGAUAUCGAGGAUAGCAAUGAUGGAAUACUGGAACUGAGCAAGGCUUUGGACACCAUUCAUUUCGCAUCGGCACGAAACAGCACACAUUCUCCAGACGCUGCCCUCUUGCAUAAAUUGGACAUGGCGACAGCAGUAGAAAAGAAAGCCAGCACGAAAAGCAAGGACAACAACGAAUCGGCAGCCAAGCUCAGCGCUGGCCCCCCUCCAGCAACUCCUUCGGGACUUCUUGCACAUGCAGCUUCUUUCGAUUCCCGACUUGCACUCCUUGAAAGCGCACUGGGUGUCUCUUCUGGGUCAAACCCUUUUAUUGCGGAAAACAACGCUGAACCGUCGCUCCACCCAAUUCUACCUGCUCUCGACCAUCUCACCUCACAGCUGACUGUCUUGACAAGUACCCUCGGUGGACCGACUCCCACGUCUGCUGUGAGUACAAGCGGAUCAACAACGACAACGACGAUCGCAUCUACAAACUCUCAAUUGGAAGCCCUAUCGACACGUAUCAAAAAGUUGACUGCUGACGCCGAUAGCCUCGCGAAUGCUCGUCGGCGUGCAAGCGAAGCGGCAGCUAAAUCAGCCGCCAGUGCUGAUAGAAUUCAAGCUAGCCCAGCAGAUAAUUUCGCGUCUGGCUCGUCAAAUGGCACAGAAGUCAACGCCGAGACAACAACGCAGCGUGACGAACAGGCCGCUAAAAUCCAGGCUCUCUACGCUACUCUGCCCACUAUUCAAUCUCUACAUCCUGUCUUACCUAGCGUUCUCGAGCGUCUCCGGUCACUCCGAGCAAUCCAUGCUGGCGCAGCACAAGCAAGUGAAACUCUCGAUGCACUGGAGAAAGACCAAGCAGAGAUGAGCAAGGAAAUCGAGCAAUGGCGUGAAGGGUUACUGGUUGUUGAGGAGAAGGUCAAAGAAAGCGAGGGGGCGAUGAAGAAGAAUAUUGAUGUCGUUGGGCCAUGGGUGAAGGGUUUGGAGGCAAGAAUCGCUAAAUUCGAGACGGAUUAGUGAAAGGAUGAAAAGAACCGUUACGUGAAUUGCUUCGGCGUGUGGAUUGAACGGCGGGCUGUACAUGUUGAUACCCAUGAACUAAUUUUCUGCACAAAUUGGACUUUCUCAACUUGAUAUGAGUAGAAAAUAAUCUA